UUAAGCGGGCAUUUGUCUACACACCAGAUGACGAGACUAGCGACCGAGAGGCUAUUCUUGCCUUUCUCAACGGCAAAGAUAUCGGCUGUCUACGACGGAGAAGCAAGAAAGCGGAUAUAAGAAGCCUCUGGUCAGAACUCCCAGGUAAUAUCGCGAUGAGCAAGACGCGACUCGCAACUGGGGUUAAUGGCCGCUAUGUGCUUCAGAAAGCAGAUGGCGCCGCUCUCGACCAGAAGCAGCUCAUUAGGAGUAUUAAACAGCAUAUGGCGGAAUGGCAGCGGGAGGUGUGGAAAGAACAGGUGGAUCAAGGAAAAUCGGUGGCUUACCAGACGGCGGAUAGUAACGCGUUUCUACGGGGGCCGUCUCGUCUGAAGCCCGAAGACAUCAUCUUCGCCAUCAGGGCGAGAUCUGCGCAGCUCCCCACACGGCAAUACCUCAAACGAAUUGGGGUAACAAAGCUAGCCCGUUGCCGCCAUUGUACAGCUGACCCUGAAACCCUCGCGCAUAUCCUCAACCACUGCCCGCACAGUAUGGACAGCAAAAUAAAAAUGCGCCACAACAAAGUACUGGAGCGGAUAACAACGGCCAUUACACAAAGCGCAGUCAACAGGGGGAAAACCUUACUGAUCGAUAAGUGCCCGGAUGAUAUGGAAACACGAUUGAGACCAGACAUUAUUCUGCGCGACGAAAAGUCAAAGACAAUGACAAUCGCAGAUGUCGCGAUAGUCUUUGAAGACUACAGGAAAAACUCGUUCGGCUCCUCCGCCAUUCACAAGGAGGAGAAGUACAAGGAUCUCAAGACCCACUAUGAGUUUUGUGGGUACCGGGUAUCAGUGCAUGCGCUAGUAUACGGCUCGUUGGGCUGUAUAGCGCAAGACAAUAGAAAGGUGCUUACACAAGAUCUAGGCAUUGCCGAACGCACCGCAUGGGUAUUACAACGCAUCAUCAGCACUGACUGUAUCCGACACAGUAAUCAGAUCUGGGGUUUUCACGUGGCUGACAAUCAAGGCGAGCGCGAGGAGGCAAUCGCUCUUGCGCGGCCAACACGCUGUGAUGAAUACACUAAUGAUGCACUAAUACACUAA
This is a messenger RNA of Eimeria necatrix, 1085 nucleotides long. RefSeq lists its product as hypothetical. The record is from RefSeq and is a predicted model, not a curated record. The transcript has a single exon. NCBI's taxonomy places the organism in Eukaryota, Apicomplexa, Conoidasida, Eucoccidiorida, Eimeriidae. The annotation marks the transcript as partial.